Molecule: messenger RNA, 3288 nt
Organism: Pseudomassariella vexata
Lineage: Eukaryota; Fungi; Ascomycota; Sordariomycetes; Amphisphaeriales; Pseudomassariaceae
Exons: 6
Coding region: 1-3288 (1095 amino acids)
Biological process (GO): cytoplasmic stress granule assembly
Cellular component (GO): cytoplasmic stress granule
Molecular function (GO): RNA binding
Source: RefSeq, a predicted model, not a curated record
AUGGCUAGCGCAUACCGGGGGCGCACCCUCCUUCAAUCAUCUAGCGGCAGAGAGGAGCAGCACCUCGACAUUGCUGCUGUCCGAACAGAAACCCUGGACGACAAACCCUCAACCUCGACUUCACCAGCACGACCAUCACCCUCCUCACCCAUAGCCUUCUCGACAGAGACGACGACAGCGCCUUCCAGGCCAUUGCGCAGCAGAAAGUGGGGGGACGUCGAAGGGAGAACAUCGCUGGUGACCAGCGACCCCAGCGCUCCAAGAUCUCCUACGCCGAACAGCCUGGAUAGCACCAGCGUCAAAUCGACAUCGACUGUGACGAGUCUCGCACAACCGACCCAAUCCAGCUUGACUGGCCAGAACAAGCACGAGGGGCUCGAAAAUCUUGCUGAAGGUCAAAGGGUUCGAAUCACCCUCAUCAACGGCGCAGAGUUUGAGGGCAUCCUUUCGACCUCGACUAGCAGCAGCUGUCACCUGAGGAUGGUACAGCAGAAUAAACAUACUGCCGACGCCACCAACGGAUCACACAAGAGCGAACUACUACCCAAUAUGUCGUUUCGGAAGAAGGACAUGUCGGAAACCCGAGCAAUGACGGUGAAGGCUCAAAACGGCACUCCAGCGGCCUUCCGCACUGAUAGUGCCAUCUCAUCUGGCGGACCCGGCGCUGGGCUAAGGAAGCUCCAGCCGUGGAAGCCAGACAGCAAUGACAACUUCGAUGGCAGCUUGGAGUCAUCCAACACCACAGGCACCUGGGAUCAAUUUGCAGCAAAUGAAGCAAAAUUCGGAAUUAAGUCCGACUAUAAUGAGAACUACUACACUACGGCCAUUGACAAGAAUCACCCGCAGUACCGGGAGAGAGUCGCCGCUGCGGAGAGAAAGGAGCGCGAGAUCCUGCAUAGUGCUGCCGCCACAAACCACGUCAGCGAGGAGCGGAAGAUGGACUAUGCUGGCGGAGAUGACGGUGGUGACGACGAAGAGGACAAGUACAGCGGUGUCAAGCGACAACAAGACUUCCCACCUCUGCCCGACAAUCGUCAGAACAAAUAUACACCUCCAGCCCGAAGAGCGCCUGCGGCGAUCUCGGCGGUUAAAGGCGGGCCCGUUGAUCCCGCUAUCAUAUCUUCGCAAUUGAAGACGGCAAAGGCACAAGCUGCCCCUAAGGCUGAGGAGUCCAAACCCCGUGCAACGCCGGCUGCCACCGAACUCUCGGCCGCUCUGUCCCCAGCAGCCAAGAACCAUGAAACAGCGUCGGAAACAAAACCAGCUUCUCAGCAAAAGGCUGCAGAGGCCAAGCCUGCAAAUGCGAAUCAGAACUCGACUCCAUUGAAACCGUCCGCUGCGACCAGCCGCACUAUUUCGCCGCAAGCAAAGGAAGGUGCGGCGCUCAGCGCUACCUCCACCGUUGAGCGUGACGUUCUCAAGGAGUUCAAGACUUUCGCCAACCAACAACGAAUGAAUGCGGAGAAAGUGCGCAGUAGCAAGGCCAAAGCCGACAAGGAGGUCAAGUUGACGGAGCUCAAGAAGUUUGCCGAGAGCUUUAAACUCCCCACUCUCGUCCCUGCUGAUCUGGUUCCCAUCAUUGCCAAAGACCCUGCCAAACAAAAAGAGAUCCAAGAGAAGGCUCAACGAGAUGCUGCUGAGCUUCGGCAACGCAAGGUUGAGGAGGCUGCGGCGAAGGAGAAGAAGCCUGCAGCUCCCAAAGAUGGCCAGACUACCAUUCCGCAAGCUGCAUCUGCCGACAAGUCUCGGCCAUCUGGCACAUUGACGACAGCGCAGCCUGCGGUCACUGCUCGACCCUCCGGUGGUCGCCCGAACUUUGUCCCGCAGCCGUACAACCAGUACCGAAAUGACCGCCAGGGCCCUCACAACAUGCCCCAACCUGUUCGCCAAGGUGGCCUGGCUGCGCGCAUCCGCAAUGUGGAAACCCAGAAGAUAGGUCCGGACAUGCGCCAGCCCCCCACGGGCCCAGCGAACGCGGGAGAUGCUCGUCGAAUGGGUAGCAUCCCGAACCAGCCUGGUGCCAAACUGAAUCCUAACAGCCAUGAAUUCCGAUACAAUCCCAACAGCCACGAGUUUCGUCCAAGUAACACGUUUCCGCACCCGAGUGCUGGCUCGAGUCCUCGAUCUGCCAUCAACAACUCGGCCGAAGCACAGUCGGGCCCUCCUGGCUCUCUUGUGGUCGUCACCAAGAAGAAGAAAGCCGUGGAUAUGAAGAAGUGCAUUAUUCUGGCUCAUGUCAAGUCAAUCCCUGUGCCACAAGGAAAGAAUUGGGAUGACAACCAGGGAAUCAAGCCCUCCUUCGACACACCGCCCACUUGGCGUCAGGCACAGGAUGACGAGAAGCCGGAUUCCACCAUGCGACUCAGCUACAAAGAGUAUUUUGAGCAACGACCCUUCGCCACCCAGCCAACGCCCAACCCUAGCCAUGCCAUGCCACAGCAGCUUGCCCACCAGCACCAACUUCCCUUCCACCUCCAGCACGGCGCACACAAUGGCGCUCGACAUUCCCCUCAUAUUCCGCCUGUUCAGAUGCACUCUACGCCGCACGGGUCUGGUUCACACUCAUUCAAUGGCGGAGAUGAUCACAACAGGAUGAUGCACUCAAAUUCCUCGCAAUCCUUCUCGUCUCCCCGGAUGGGCCAUGCGCCUAUGUACCCCCCCAACAUGAACUCCCCCGCUCAGAUGCCCUAUAAUCAAAACGUGAUGCCAGGAUUCAUGCCCGGCACCCCUCAGAUGGGAGGACAAUACAACCGAAGCUUUUCCAACAACGGCCAGUACAUGGCUCAACAACAGAUGCCUAUGGGAACACCCAUGAUGAUGCAGCCGCACUUCAUACCGGCUCAAGGCAUGCCUGCCCCGCAAAUGCAGAUGUACCCCCCUGGUGGUCAGCAGCUCAUGGCCCCCGGUGGGGCUGCGCCUCAGCCGAUGCCUGGUGCGAACGGCUAUCCAAGCCCCGGACGGCCUGCAGCGCCCAUGAUGGUUCAUCAAGGCUCCCAACAGGGCCAGCCGAUGUAUGGAAUGAGCCCGGGAAUGCAAUACCAGCAACCUGUUUACUCUCAGCAGCCUGGACAGAUGAACAAUAUGCGAGGAUACAACAACCCGGGUCCGCAGCAGUUCGGCACGAGUCCCCAGCAGAUGCAUCAAUACGGACCGCAACAGCAGCAUCGCAACAGCAGCAACAACUACAAGAACUACCAAGGACACAAUCAACACCAAGGGCCUCAGAGCGGCCACCCCAUCCCGACUGGGCCAGGGCGCACCCCAGAUGGGCCAGAUGAGACUAAAUGA